Labrus mixtus (cuckoo wrasse) is the source of this 1801-nucleotide messenger RNA. RefSeq names its product amidohydrolase domain containing 2 (gene amdhd2). Gene Ontology annotation, biological process: N-acetylglucosamine catabolic process. The transcript has 12 exons. NCBI's taxonomy places the organism in Eukaryota, Metazoa, Chordata, Actinopteri, Labriformes, Labridae. Gene Ontology annotation, molecular function: N-acetylglucosamine-6-phosphate deacetylase activity. The record is from RefSeq and is a predicted model, not a curated record. The coding region runs from base 391 to 1611 and encodes 406 amino acids.
AUUCUGCUGAACUUCCAACAGAAGUACAUUACCUCAGCAAAAAAAAAACUGCCUUUUGUUAUUUAGUUAGCAUUUGUAUGCUUUUUGUACAAAAAAAAUGUAGACCUAUCAGGAAAAGGGGAAUGUACGGUCACAGAACUCGGUUGAAAAGUAUCGUAAUUUAAUGCAGGUUAUAUGUAGGAAGCGACAUGAUGAUUGUUGGGAACGGUAAAGGCUUACUUAAAUAGGACUCGUAUUGUGCAUUUUGUGUAUGCCGAAGUGAAAACGGGACUCUAGCAAAGCUCUGACUACUUUCCUUUUCCAUUUCAGAGGAGCGUUUGAUUUAUUCUGCUGAGGCUUCCUCCAAUGAUCUGAAACAGAGCAGAAAGAGUCGGUCUCCGAGAGAGAAACAUGCCGUCUAACAAGUCGGUGUCUGACGCCCCCAUCACUCAGUUCGUCAACUGCAGAAUCCUAAGAGACCACCGGCUGCAGAGAGAGGAUCUGUGGGUGCGUGACGGGAGGAUUUUAGACCCAGAGAAGCUGUUCUUUGAUGAGCAGGGAUACGCUGACAAAUGUGUGGACUGUGAAGGCAGCAUCAUCGCCCCAGGGUUCAUAGAUACCCAGAUCAACGGAGGAUAUGGCAUCGACUUCUCUCAGGCUUCUGACGACGUGGGAAGUGGAGUUUCUUUUGUGGCCAAAAAGAUCCUAGAGCACGGCGUGACGUCCUUCUGUCCCACCCUGGUUACCUCUCCCCCGGCUAUCUACCACAAGGUUCUGCCUCAAGUCAAAGUUCACAAUGGAGGAAAACAUGGAGCUGGAGUUCUCGGUUUCCACCUGGAGGGUCCGUUCAUCAGUGCGGAGAAGAAAGGAGCUCACCCAGAGCAGUUUCUCCGUACCUUCCGCUCAGGUGGACUACAGGACCUGAUGGAGGCCUAUGGCAGCCUGGACAACGUUGCCAUGGUGACGCUGGCUCCUGAGCUGGCCAGCAGCCAAUCAGUGGUGAGGGAGCUCUCUCAGCGAGGUGUCACUGUGUCCUUAGGUCACUCUGUGGCCAACCUGUCCCAGGCUGAGGAAGCCGUACAGCACGGAGCAUCCUUCAUCACUCACCUCUUUAACGCCAUGCUGCCUUUUCACCAUCGUGACCCCGGCAUAGUGGGUCUGCUGACCAGCGAUCAGGUCCCUGUAGGCAGGACGGUCUACUAUGGAAUGAUAGCUGAUGGGAUCCACACCAAUCCUGCAGCAUUACGCAUCGCUCACAGAGCUCACCCUGCAGGUUUGGUGUUGGUGACCGAUGCGAUCGCAGCGAUGGGUCUACCUCCAGGUCGCCACACUCUGGGCCAGCAGGUCAUAGAGAUCCAGGGUCUGCACGCGUAUGUUGCAGGAACAAAAACACUCAGCGGCAGCAUAGCCACAAUGGAUAUGUGUAUACGGCACUUCAAACAGGCUUCGGGCUGCAGUGUAGAGGAAGCUCUGGAAGCUGCCUCGCUCCACCCUGCUCAACUUUUGGGUAUCAACAAUAAGAAGGGAAACCUGGACUACGGUUCAGACGCAGAUCUCGUAUUGCUGGAUGACGGCCUCAUUGUCAAAGCCACAUACAUUUCUGGAGAGGAGGUUUGGAGGAAAGGACCAUAGAAGAAGAAGAAGAAGAUGUGGAGGCCUGCAGAUGGAAACCUGUCUUACAGUUAGAAUCUGAUCGAUGAUCUUGCUAAAAAGCCAGUGUUUCUAUUUUCUCUGGACAUUUUUCUUAUGUAGGUAUUUUUAAACCAAGAAUCAGUUGCUAAUUCAAACUUGGACUCAGAGUAAUCUCUUUAUAAAUUGUAAA